Molecule: messenger RNA, 6773 nt
Organism: Phlebotomus papatasi
Lineage: Eukaryota; Metazoa; Arthropoda; Insecta; Diptera; Psychodidae
Exons: 3
Coding region: 1018-1689 (223 amino acids)
Source: RefSeq, a predicted model, not a curated record
AGUCGCUUUCUGAACGUACAUGAGAACGGACCUACGAGGAGGAGUUCCAAACUCUCGCACGCGAUUAUCACACCGUCAGACGGGCGGACGUGAAUUGUGAUGUGUGGUGAAUUGAUUUUCCAACAAUUUUAACAUGAAUAAAAUAUUAAUCUAGAGAGAGGCAAAAAUAUAUAAAGCAAUUCUCAAUCCCAUAUAAAAUUUCGCAAGCCAACGUCCUCUUCCUUACAGGAUGGAUAUAGGGAAAAAGUAAAAUAAAAUCGAAAUUCUAUUCAGGAAGAGUAUUAAAAAAAACAUCUUAAGUGUAUGCUGAAGAACAUCUAUAAAAAGUUCAUUCACAGAAAAGUGUAGAAAACACGCGAAAAGUGCUUGUAGUGAUAUCAAGUGUCUAGCUAUAAGUAAAAGUCCAAGAGACUCUACCCAUUUCUGUGGAAGUUAAUUACUUCCAGAGCAAAAUUAUCAAGUGGACUCAAGCACUGAUAGCAGAAAUUAUUGGUGUGAUGGAAAUUAAGAGUGCGAUAGUUUAAUUUUAAUUGAUGAGUGGUAGUAGUUAUGUGAGGCAAGUGUUACGUGAUCCUAAGCAAUUAACUAUUAAAAAGAUUUUGUGUGUUACUUUCGUUGAGAUUUGAAAGAGAAAGAUCUCAAAACAUCCCCUUCUUGGAAAAAAAAAGAAACCUCUCUAUACUGAAAGCAUUAAUAAAUUUCACCAAGUGGCAGAAGCUAACACACAAAAGUGAGAAAGUGAUUUGUAAAUUGAUUUUUUUCCGCAGAUUCACGCGAAAAAAAUUCACACGGUGUAUUUGAAGUGUUUGGUUGAAGAGUGAGAACACCAAUAUAAAUAUAACUUGCACAAUAAAGUUCCGGAACACGACACCACCAGAGAAAAUAAAGCAUAGAUUACCUGAGAGAGCAUAUAUAUAUUUUUUUCUCUAUAAUUUGAAAACAUUCCAAAUUGUGACUUGGAACGGAGGAUUAGUCCAGAUUGCCAGAGGAAUCAGCACAGAAAAUAAAACAUCCAAAAUGAAGCAUUUGAUUCCGGUGCUUUUUGUCUUAACCGCUUGUACAAUGACAUCAGCAAGAAGAUGCUACAUCUGUGGAAAUGGUUCUGAAGAGCCAUUUCGAACUGGAGGACGUGGUCGAGGAGUACGUGAAACAGAAGCACGGAUCAAAUCAUCAGUUUCAUGCACCGAAUUUGAAAGAAGUUCAUCGAUGGAUCAAUUUAUAAUGGAAUGUCCAAAUGAUUUUGUCGGAUGUAUCACCCAAAUUGAUGGUAACGAAAUAGUUCGUACAUGCGACAGUCUCCCACUGAAUGAUUGUCAGACAGCAAAUGGGGUAAAAUAUUGCUAUUGUAACACGGAUUUGUGCAAUGGAAAAUUGGUGACACCACCCACAAGGAAUGUAAAUGAGAAUCGUCAGAAAAAUCACCGUGCCCCCGCCGAUGAAGAUGAAGACAUCACGGAUGAUGAGGAUUUCAUGGAAGCAUCCGGAAUGGGAAAUGAUCCCAUGUCGAGGGAAAAUGACAGGAAUACCCUUGAUAGUAGCAACUACGACGAUUCUAUGUGGUCCACAGCAAAUAUUCAACUCACAACACGCCAUCCCAGCCCCAAGUCAUCCAAAAGUGCACAUACUUCUGUGAAUAUACCCAUAUUUGCACUCGUCCACCUCCUCCUGCUCUUCCUGAUAGUUCAAUAAAGAGGAAGUUUCAUUUUCACUCAACAAAUAGUCGCCUUGAAAAGAGGCUCUCUAUAUCUUUCUAUACAAUUGAAAUCAUUUUGCGCAUUUCUUCGUUUCUCAUAUGGCAAUAGAACUGCUGUAUUUGUGAAAGAGAUGAGCAAACUAAAAUUACUUUGUCAUAGUGUAAAAGAGACAUUUGCACACAUCCCAUCGAAAAUUUUUGGGAAAAUUGCCGAAGAAAGGCUUCUCUGAAUACAUUUUUGUGAUAGUACAAUUAGGAUUUUAUAAUAAUUGAAUUAUUGUAAUAAUUUUUUGUUGAAAUUAAAUUUCGUGUAAAAAUUUUAGGUAUAAUUUUAUCAUGUAUUAUUUCUGACGAAUUUCUGUAUUUUUUAGGCCCCCAAAGCUCUAAUUAAUCAUUCUCUUACUUCACUUCACAAGUAGCAUGAAGCAUGAUUUAAAAAAAAAGCAAAAGAAUUUAUUGCGGUGUUGUAUGCAAAUUUAAUGCAGAUUUGCUCAAUCAAAAUCGAAAGUAAUCUUACAUUUUAUCUAAGAAACUUUCAUUUUUAUCUAUGAAAUUUUAAGUCUAAAACACAUUGACCGUCAAGGCAAGAAAACGAUGAGCUAAGACACACUAUAAAAUAGCCAUAAAAAUAAUAAUUGUCUUUGUUUAUAGUAUACCUUGUGAAACUUAUUCCGUUUACCAUCACCACCUCUGUAAUUCUUCAUUUUUCUUUGUGAAAAAUCUUACAACCCGAAUUCAAAUUAAAAUGUAUUUUGUGGUUUGUGUCUCGGCUUACUAUAAAAUGUUUUAAAUAAAUUUCCAUUGAUCGUGUUCGCAAAAAAAUAUUUUCAUCUUUCCAGUAUUAGUAAAAGUUGAUACGCUUAAAAAUUAAAUUUUUGUAGAAAUCGUGUUAAAUUUUUAAAGCGAUUCGUUUUAAUCAUUGAAAAUGGUGAAUUCCCCAUAUUAAUAUACGGAAGGAUUAAUAUUUCGUCCGAUCCUUCCUCUGAAAACUCCUUCAGUUACCUUUUGAAUAAACUAUUUAUUCACCCAUUCAGACAAUGGUGUCAGUUUUAAGAUCAAGACCAAAACUCAAGUAAAUUUACAGAUUUUGUUAUUCUGAAAUCGCAAAAUCAAGAUCAAGUUUUUAAAUCUGUCAAAUGCCUUGAAGUCUUGAAAUCCAAAUCACAAACCAUGUGGAUUUGAAGAUUUCCAAUUCUAGAAGCAGUCGCCUCAAUUCUGAGACCCAGAUCAAAAUCAAGAUCAAGAAAAUUUCAAGAUUUUGCUAUUCUGAAAUCAAAAAAUCAAGAUAGAGGUGACAAAUCUAUCAAAAGACACCCAAGACACAAACCAUCUGAUUUUUAAAAUUUCCAAUUCUGAAACCAAUAUUGCAAGUUUUCAAGACGUCAUUUUUUUUUGUUUUCUUGAAAUAAUUCCAAGAAGCUCUCGGAAUAUUUUGAAUUAUCAAAAUAUAGAAAAAUAGGGGAAAGCGCUCUACCUUCGGACGAUUUAUGCUUCGCACAAAUCAGUUUUUCAGUGAAAUCCAUAAGCAAUAUAGAGAAAAAAUUGAAUUGUGCGAAGCUUGAGUCGUCCGAAGGUAGCGCGCUUUCCCCUACAUUGGACUCUUCAAUUUAAUCAAAAUUGUGCAUAUUCUUAGAUUUGUUUAUCGAGUUACAAAAUUCUGAGAGAGUACCCGGAAAAGAAUCAACGCCUGGUAUAACCGGGUCAAACAUUUUUAUUUUCACUUUCUCUAUUGAUGAUUAUUACCACUCAUACAUUUUUAAUAUGAUUAAUACAAUUUUUUCAAUUUUUUUGAAACAAAAUAACAACAAAUUCUGCCUUGAAAUAAGCCGAAAUCCACAAGAAUUCGGGUGGUGUGCCUUUUGGGCUAGCCAAGACACAAACCAUUUGUCGGGUGAACCGAGACACCAACCAUUUUCGAAGUCAAUUUCGACUCACUCAGAAGUGACGUUUGGUUGAGUGCGGAAAAAUUUUGAAAUCUUAAUUAUUAUAGCUAAGAUAUUUUAAAUUCUACAAAUGCAUCGCGUCAGAGUAUGAAAUUUUGAUCAUAUAAAUAUUUAACAUCUUUAAAAUUUGAUCUUUCCCUUGGUCUUAGAAUUGAGGUCAAUGUAAUAAAAUUACUGAAUAUAGAAUGUUCAUAUUUUGAAAUUCCUUACGGUUUUAUAAAUUAUGAUUGUGAAAAGAAAAUCUAUUAAGGGUGCGCGAGAAGGCGCUAUAAAACUCGGCAUUAAGGGACAUUAAACAAAUAAAUUGAUACGUUAAAUUCCUUUAAGGACCAUUUAUUUGCAUAGUGUAACUAUCCAAGAAAAGAAUUUGUCACUUAGAAUAAUUAUAAGGAUAAAGAAUAAAGAAAAAUAUUAUCAAAAUCGACGCAAUGUCAAACUUUCCGAGUGCGACUUCGAGCCAAAGCUUUGCAUGAAUUUCCGCAAAGAGAGAAAAAAGCAAUGAAAUAUAUAUUUCAAUUUCUAGCGGGCUAUUUUUUCCACGUCAUUAAAGAACUAAUGCAACUACAAAUCCUUCUCUGGCGGUCAAACGGAUAUCAAUUGUGCAGAAAUACAUUAUCCAAAAUCUUCUGGAUUAAGUAAACGAUAGUUGCGAAUAAACAAACAACUCCACAAAAUAAACCCUUUUAAAUAUUACAAACAUAAAUUUUUGAGUGAAUAAAAAUACAGAUUUGAUUCGUUUCUAAAGAAGAAGAGGAAAACGGAAUUGUUCGGAAUUUGCUUGCCAUAUUUCUUGUUGUCUCUUAAGAAUUAAGGAAAUAAAAAAAAUGGUACGAACAUAUUUUAACACUAUUUAUGACCACACUAUUCACUUGACGGCCAAUGUAUUAUGCCUUAAAAUUACAAUUUUCUAUUGAGAAUGGAGCAACUCGAUAUCGAAUUAAAUCUAUAUCAAUAUAGGAGUAAGUGGGGUAGCUUUAAAAUAGAACCUUUUUCCCCUAUUCAUGAAUUAAACUGAGCCUUACAAUGAUAUAAUUUAGCUCUACGAACCAUUUGUGAAACUAAAAUAUAUCAUGAUAACACUGAGAAAAAAAGAGGGUACGAUUAACAUAUUUCCCCAUAACAUUAACAAUUUUUAUGUGUAAAAAUAUAUCAACUUUUUUUAAUGUUAAUUUUACACCUUUUUAAGAGUAAAAUUAACAUGAAAAAGGGUAACUUUAACCCCCAAUACACCUAAAAAGGGUAAUAUUUACACCGAUUUUAGAUCAAUACUGCAGGGUAAAAUUAACAUUUCCGGAAUAUUAUUUUAAUUUUUUCGGAUUUCUCUCAGUGAAGGCUGAAUUCUAUUUAAAAAUAGGAGAAAAUGCUCAAUUUUAAAGCUGCUCCAAUUCAAGGUACCCCACUUGCCCCUAUAUCUUAUUUCCUAAAAGCUCUUCUUCAAGAAAUGCCCUCUUAGAAAUCCUGAGUGCAGCUGAUUGAAGAAUUUUCAAGUAACCCAAAUUGAAUAAAGCGAAUAUUGUUGUUUAUCUGUUGAAGAAGAUUUUAAGAGAAGAAGUAUCUAUAUUGAAGAGCUCAAUUUUUAUUAGUCAAUGUCAAAAUUCAUGACAAGUUAAUUUACCACAAUGAAGAUGCUAAAUGUUGUAGUUCAUAGCAAAGAAAAACAAUGCCAUCCACACACAAAAAAAGAGUUGCUAAACUAUAAAAAUAUUCCCAGUAAAUAAUGAGUUUCCAUAUUUGCCCAUCCCUAGACACUACUAAGAGUUGGUCCAUUGGCCACAACGGCCAAAACUCUAUUGUGAUAGUGCUUUGGCCACUCUUGAAAUUUGCAUUAGGCAAAAAAAAACCAUAACCAAAGUGUUGUGCAGAAAAAAAGAGAGCCAUUCGGGAAAAACUCUUCAUUGUAAUGCUAAUUAUUUGUUUGUUAAUUACUUCUUUCAUUUUCUGUUCGCCACAGUAUUUUUUUUUUGGAAAACUUUAGACAUAUACAUAUAAAAAAAAAUCUCACUGAUACAGUGAAAUAUAGUAAUAUUUUUGUUUCUCUCAUUCGCAUGUGUAAAAAUAUUUUAGUCAAAAAAUGUGUAUAAUUAAUUCUAUUUAUUAUUUUCUGUACUUUAUACUCUGUUGUAAAUACAAUAUUCAUUUAAAAUGAGAUUCUCUCUAUACAAUUAUUUCUUUUUUUGUAUAUAUUUGUGUUGAAAAUUAAUGUUCAUAGAUACUUUUUGUGUAUAAAUUGGGAUUAAUUUUUUUUUCAAUAUAUAGGAUAUGUUGAUACAAAAUUCAAUUAAUUUUCAUGAAACCCUUUGUGCACAUGAAAAAAGGGAUUAUCCACUUAUUGUCACAACGAAUUUUUAUAUUCCAUAUAAUUUCCUAAGUUUGUAUUCUCAAUUUUAGAGGAAAAAAAAUGUUUGUUAAAAAAAUCUGUAUAAGAAUGAUUUGAAAAAAAAAUUAAGUUAGGAGGAAAAAUACGAAAGAAUUUAGUGAUUUGAGAAAAUGAAAAACAAAAAAAAAAGUUAAAAAGAAUAAUAUAUUGAAGAAGUUUAUUGAGAGAUUUAUCGCAUAAAAAAAUAAGUUUAAAGAAAAAAAAAACUUAGUCACAAGACAUUACUUUAGAGGAGGUAUUAAAAAUCGCACAUUUAUGACUGAUCCCAUUUCCUCAUGUUCAAGAAAAUUACCAUAUAAUUAGUAUAUUAUAUUCAGAGAGACAAAUUUUCGGGUAAAUAGCCAUUACCAAAAAUAUGACAAUUAAACGUAACUAUGUAAAAGGAUUUUUGUCAAGUCAAAGUAUCGUCUUAAUGAUCCCACAGUGUGAAACAUUUCAGUGGAAAACAGGUAGUUUAUUAUAUACAUAGAUAAAAAAUAAAUAAAUAAAUAUUUGUUCUUAUGCAAGACACAUCAAUUUGCCAAGAAGAAAAAAUUGUUCUGAAAUUAACGCAAUAUCCGUAAAAAAAACUGCAUUUUACACAAUUACUCAUGUUUAGAGUAAUUAAAUUAUUUCAAUUGACGAAAAAGUGAAAAUAUAUAGUGUUAUAGAAAGAACCAGCAUUGUAAUCAUAAUAAGACUAUAUGAGAAUAACUGUAUCCCAUUUAUUAGAUAAGAUUGAUGAAGACGAUCAAUAAAAUGAAAACUAAUCACUCUGAAA